Molecule: messenger RNA, 1126 nt
Organism: Dryobates pubescens (Downy woodpecker)
Lineage: Eukaryota; Metazoa; Chordata; Aves; Piciformes; Picidae
Gene: MARVELD3
Product: MARVEL domain containing 3
Exons: 2
Coding region: 1-891 (296 amino acids)
Cellular component (GO): membrane
Source: RefSeq, a predicted model, not a curated record
AUGGCGGAGCGGAGCAGCUCCUACGGCCGGGACGCAUCGGGGCGGGCGGGCGGUGAGGGGAGCAGGCAGGUGGCCAUGAGGGGCCCGAUCGGGGGACGAGACAGGGUCCGACGGGGCGGGCAAGCUACUGCGAGGGGCUCGGUCGGGUCGCUGCCGUCCUUGCCGCAGUCCUCCUUCAGCACCGUACCUGGAGCAGGGCCAGAGGGGCCUCCAGGAAGCCGCGCAGCCGCGCCGGGGCUGCUGGAGUGCCGCCGCUGCGGUUACCUGCGCACGGGCAGGGCCUUGUGCCAGGUGAUGGAGGCGCUGCUCGCCGUGCUGAUCCUGGCCUGCAGCUCCGUGUCCGGCAGCUCGACGGGAGGCUACACGGGCUUACCUAGCCUGGGGGGCAUCUACUACUACCACUUUGGCGGGGCGUACAGCGGCUUUAAUGGAGCCGAUGGAGAAAAAGCCCAACAGCUCGACCAGCGCUUCUACCUACAAAAGCUGCCAAUCGCCAGGGCUGCGAUGGCCGUGGGAGGAUGUCUCCUGGUCUUCUCUUGCCUUCUUAUUUUGCUUGGUGUUCUGCGGUUACCGUGGCAUUUCCCAGCCUGGCUGCUAAUUGAAUGCAUCCUGGACAUCAUCAUUGUAAUUGGCAUGGUGCCUGCUCUGUACUAUUUCUUCCAUUUUCUGCUGGGGGUCUAUAAUUCAUCAGUGUGCAAAGAGAGAGAGCAGCUUUAUCAAAGCAAAGGGUAUCAGGGGUUUAGAUGCAGCCUGCAUGGGGCAGAGAUUGCUACCGGCUUCUCAGGCUGCAUCACCAUCAUGGCAUACCUGCUUAGUGCAGGCCUAGCUCUCAAGGGGUACAGAACAGUUCACAAACUGAAGCAGAAGCCAGUACAAUCAUACGAACUCUAGAAUGAUUUCUCCACUCCAGAAACAGCUGAUUUUUGUCAGCCUCCUUACCCUGAGACAAAGUGAUACGCUUUUCCUUGCUUCUAGGCAGGGCAUCCUUCAUGCUGCAGCAGAACACAGAGAGUGCAGCUCUAAAUACAGUAGUCAAGCUGUUUCUAACUUAAGUGUGAAUUAUUUUAGUGGACACAAAGUUAAUUGGAUGGCUUCAUCUUGGUGGCUGUCCCAUAGCAAGAGACAU